CGGCGCUGCGCAUGCGCACCGCGGCGUACCGCGGCCGGCGGCGGCGGCGGCGGAGGGGCCGGUUCGAUGUCGGCGGCGCCACGGCGGCUUCCGGGAAGAUGGCGGCGUGGAGAGCGGCGCUGGUGGUGGGUGCCCGCGCUCCGCUGAGAGGGCGGCUCGCCGGGCUGCGGCCCCCUCGGAGCCAGCGGCGCCCGCCCAGCUGGAGGGUCGCCGCCGCCGUCCUGGUCGGGGGAGGCUCCCUGGCGGCGUGUUACAGCGGGCGGCCGGGCGUGUUCCCGACGGUCCUGGCUCAGAAGGAAGAUGUCAUUAAUGGGGAAAGGGACGAAAGACUGUCUCUUCGGAAGCAUCGCUUCAUGCAUUUCGCAUCAUUGGAAUAUGAAGGAAAAUAUUACAUGACACCAAGAGAUUUCUUGUUCUCAGUAAUGUUUGAUCAAGUUGAACCACCAGGGUGCCAGAGGCAGUAUUUCCACAGUAGAGUCCUAUCUGUCGGGAAAGCCUCAGCCAAGAAGCUGACAAAAAAGGAGGUAGAUGCUGCACUGCUUUGUGUUGCCAAAGCUAAACCAGGACCAACCUUUUUCAGAGAGCUUGGUGAUAAAGGGUUGAUAUCUUACGCAGAGUACCUAUUUUUGCUGACAAUCCUUACAAAACCCCAGACUGGAUUUCAGAUUGCCUUUAAAAUGUUGGAUACAGAUGGCAAUGAACAAGUUGAAAAGAAAGAAUUCUUUAAGCUACAGAGAAUCAUUGGGAAGGAAGAUGAUUUGAAAAUAGCUGGAGAUGAAGCAGUAUUUCGGGGAGUAGAACUGGAAAGCUGUGGUGUUAAUACCAUGUUGCUGGUACAUUUCUUUGGAAAAGAAGGAAAGGAAAAACUUCGCUAUUCUGAGUUUUUCAGAUUCAUGGAAAAUCUGCAAACAGAAGUCCAAGAAAUGGAAUUCAUAAAGUUUUCAAAGGGUUUGAACGUCAUGAGAAAAGAAGACUUUGCAGAAUGGUUACUGUACUUCACUGAUGAGGAAAACAAUGAAAUUUACUGGCAGAACGUGAAAGACAGAAUUGAGGCAGGAGAGAAUAUCAGUUUGGAGGAAUUCAAGACUUUUUGCAAGUUUACAAAUAACCUGGAAGAUUUUUCUAUUGCCAUGCAGAUGUUUACUGUAGCCAAUCGUCCUGUUAAACGGGCUGAGUUCAAGAGAGCAGUGAAGGUGGCAACAGGACAGGAGCUCUCAGAUAAUGUUUUGGAUACCAUCUUCAAGAUUUUUGAUCUAGAUGGAGAUGACUGCCUGAGUCACGGCGAGUUUCUUGGAGUCCUGAGGAACCGAAUUCAUCGAGGUUUGAGGGUACCGCAACAGCAAGGCAUUCAAGGUUAUUGGAAGUGUGUGAAAAGAGAAAGCAUUAAAGGAGCCAAAGAAGUGUGGAAGCAAACUGGGAAAAGUCCAUUUUAAAGCAGUCCAUUGUUCUUUUGCUAUAAAUGUUGUUAUUUAGGGGAGUUUGUCCUGUUUACAUAAUAGCUGAAUCAAAAAUACUCCUUUUUUUUUACUAUCGUUAAACUUUAAUUAACCCAGUUUCUAAUGCAAUAAUUUUAUAUUGUUCUAGUGCAAUCAGUUUGGUUUACAGAACUGUUAUCACUCCAUACAGAGGCACUCUUGUUCUAAGGAAUAGUGUUGUUUACUCCUCUCUGGAGUCUGACCCUGCACUGUAGUAUACAAGAUACGCAGGAUUUAAUAGUGGCCACUGGCAGGAACAUCACAGCAAUAUCAUCUCUUGUGGGAAGAGUGGACAUCAUCUCAGUUAGCCACUAACAAAGCAGUUCUCUUUCUCUGGCAAGGACAGAGGUCCAAAAGGCGAAAUCACUUGCACAAUCCAUGCAAAUCAAGUUAUCCUAAGUCAAAAAGGAAAAUUCACAUGGUUCGUGCCCUCAUUACUCUGAACUGUUCAUGUAGUAGUUCCUGGUGGAUGAUUCCACCAGAUCCUGUGUGGAUGUCUGGUUUGUCUACCUUCAUACUGAUAAUAUUAAACUGGAAAAACAAGACUGUUGAUACAGGCUUUAAAAGUUGUACAUUGAUCUAUGAAUGUGCCUUGAGUCUCUCAGACCUCUUCAACAGAUAAUAUAAAUAAGAAGCAAAAAUCCUCAUUUUAUCAUAAACAGCAGUAGCUACAAUUUGAGUCAUAACUAUUUUGCUUUAAUUGUAUUGCAGAAGGUGAAUGUGUAACAAAUAGUUGCUUUAUCAUACUAAAGGUUGUGACAGGGAAUGGUGCAGUAUCUCAGGAAUUCAAGGUUAUAAUAAGCAAGAGUUGGGGGAAUAGUAAGUCCAAUGAAAAAGCAAAUACAAAUGUUUAUUACUCCAAAGUGCAAAGUUAGACAUAAGAUCUUAAACAGUAAAACAAAGAACAGGUCAAAAUUAAUAUUUAGCAAUUAUAGAUGAACAUUUUUUAGCUAUAACAUAGUGUGCAUCUAUGUAUACACAGGUGUGCAUGUUGCAUGUUUUUUCUUUCUUAUAACCUUAGGAGCCAAUAGUCCCAGUUCCAGAUCAGUCUUCCUGGUUGGCCACUAUAUUUAGGAGAUAGACUUAUAUGUAAAGCUCUCGAGGUUCUUCCUCUUUCCCUAUCUCAGUUGUCUGACUCAGCUUGGCUGGGGUGAAAGCUUAACCUCUCAAGGUAGGUUUGUGAUAACAGGCUCAAAAGAUGGACUAGGGAAAUGUCUCAGGAAAAACAACCAAGAAAUCUCACCACUCUGUGAGGAAGUAUCCGUCCCUUUUAAGCAUGACACUAGCUGUGUUAUUCUCAAAGUUGUAUAUAAGCUCAACAGGAGGUGUUUUGUUGUAAUUUCUUUGGGUUUUGGUGGGGGGAGUCUUGAGAAGAGGGGAACCUUCCGUGAUAGACAUCAGAGCAGCCCUCACUCAGAGGAGGGAUGGGAGAAACUGCCUUAGGAAACCAUAAAGAUCCCACGUAAGGAGUACUGAGAUUACAGAGAGUGUAUUUGGUAUGUCGGUAGCUGUCAGGCAGGCUUGUGCUGAGGAGGAGUCCUACUGCCCAAGCCUCAGCGUGGUGAUCUCUCCUAGGGAAAUAGAGUGAGAAGCUAGCAAAGCAGCUCUUCCCUCCACGGCCUUCACUUGGAGCUUUCAUUUCACUUAUGUUAAAGAAAAAAAGGCUUGUAUUCUUGUCAUCUGUCGACAUGCACCCAGAGUCACCCACCAGAACAAGAGCAUGCCUAUGUGGGCGUCCCGACACUGUCUAGAAGAUAAGGCACCAGUGACCACCAAGGAUCCCUUUUCCCUCAGGAAAUAAUUCAAAUGAAAUACAACGCAGCAAGUGCCUCAGCCUCCCCCCCCCGAAACUGAACUCAUGCACUGCUCUGUGGGCAACAGGAGAUCAGAUACGUGGUUUACUGUGUGCAUUUGGAAGCUGCUCGCUGCUUCUGGUGACGGGAGCUAUGACUAAGAGAUAGCUAAUGGGAGCAAAGGUGCGGCAGUGGGACUGGCAUCAAAGUACGGCAGCCAGCUUUGCAUCACCAAAUAAUUAAAAAAGGACACAACUGAGCAAAGCACUUCUGUGUCACAAAAGGGUAUGUGUUCACCCAAAGUGUGCUUUGUUCCAGCUCUGGCUUUAAUGCAAGGCUGCCUUUUACCUGUUGCUGUUAGUUUUUUGGCAAAUCGUUUCUGCUUUGGAAUGGAGAUUAUUCUUUAACAUUUUAUUCUGUGUAAUGUUAAUAGGUUUAUGAUGUUCUUUAUUGCUUUUGUGGUUUCUUUUGGUUACUAAUUACUUGCUUCCUACAAGCUGUUUGGUUUUCUUUUGCAAAAAUCAAUUCAUUUAGCUUUAGUGUAUCUAUAAGUUUAAUUCCUCAUUGCUCAUUUGUAUCUGGGUUCGUGCAAUCAGCAGUAUCUGCUUUCAGCAGCAAGUUACUAAAAAUGGGAUUUCAAGUUUUACUUUUUAGCAAAAGCUUUGGUGUCAAGUUCAGAGGAAGAAGAAAACAGAUAUGUUUAUUUUUAAAUGAACUUCAUGUCUGUAUUAAAAAAAGAAAUUAAAUUAUUAAUUAGGAACUAAAAUAGAGUUAUAAAAAAUUUUCAGAAGAAGUUAUCCUGAAAGUACAGCCAGGAAGGAGCUCCUUUGAAGGCCAGGGAAGACUUGUCCAUCAGGCUUGAAGAAUCAGACUCUGUUUGAUGUGUACUCUUAUUUUUAUUUGUCUUAACUAAAAGGCUUUACAAAACAGUCUUAAAAUAAUUUCUCUUAUUUAAUAUCUUAGAUUGAAAGAGCUGUUUAUGUAAGUGUUUCAAUGGACCUUGUCCUAUAAGGAAUCCAUCAUAGUUUUAGCGUUAGGUGGUUUAAUUCCUUUUAGUAACUGUGUGGUAUUUGCAACCUGUCUGUCAGCAUUACUCAACACAAUUUAGUUAAAAGUUUAUGCCAGCUGCCAAUCUAUCAGUUAAACUUAUCAAUUAUGACUUUUUUUAAUGUUAGGAAAUCUUCCUCUGAACAGAAGUAUAUAGAAAAACUAAAUAAAAUUCAUUUUUUUAAAAAUCUCCAACAUUGAGUCUGAACGUUAUGUGGAAUAAAGAUGAAUACAUUGCACAUUGCAGAAGUCUCAAAAAUUGAUUUAGCGUAUUUCUAAAGGAUACACAAGGGUGAGUACAAGUCAUUUACAGCAUAAAACUCAUUUACAGAAUUUUAGUUGUAUCCCCAUAACAACAUUUUUUACAUUUCUUUCAGUUUGUUUAGUUUAAGAUUAUUGUUUAAGAACAUUUAUUCUUCAUUUCUAAAAGAAGCAAGGUAAAAAUGCAGUGUGAUAUACUAGAACUAAGAGAAAGUCAUUGGUUGUUUCUAGAAAUUAAUUUUGGUGUCUCAAUUUAUGCAAGCCUCUUUCUAAAAGCAAAACUCCCACUGGAGUCAAACCAAGUUGGUGGGUUUUAACAAAAUAAGCAACAAUGAGGAGUACAUAUUCUGCAUAUAAGAACUGAAAAAGAAAAGUUUUAUCAUCAUGUUAUAUGACUGCAUCAAAAGCAAAUCUCUGAUUUCCUCGAUCUCCUCCAGUGUAUUGUUUCCUUUCAGGGCUCAGACAGGUUGCCACUGAUCACGCCUGGAAACAUGGCAGCACCUGAUCUGAACUCGGGUAUCGUCAGGAUGUGUUGGUUUGUCUGUUGAACCAGGUAUUAUUAAAAGGGUGAACAAUACGUUCAUUCCUAAUUUCAAGCUUUUGGUGGAGAAUAUGUGAGGUUUUUAUAAUUUUAGGAAUUGUAGAUGUUUUGUUUCUGGACUCCAAGGUGUCUCAGAGCUCGUGGAAUUUUGUGUAGAUACCAGACAAUGUCUUGGCUCCGAAGAGUUCACAGAUUACACUUGAGUUAUCUAGAAAGCAGAGAUGAGACACUAAGAUAAACAAGCCAGGCCAUGGAUUGCAGUUUCACGGCACUUCACAAGUCCAGUGCAUAUAACAAAAAAGGAUCACUGCCCGAUGAAGGGCUAGAAUGGGAACGGUUACAGUAGUUUAAAACUGAAUCCAUUGUAUAGUUACUUCCUAGCUCAAACAAAAUCCAUUGUAUAGCAUUAGUAGAAAGACUUGCUGAAGCCUUAGGCCACAAGCGGUGAGCUUAUGCUGAACUUAUACUUAGUUACAUGAAGGGAGGCCCCGAGAAGGUGCAUCCUGUGAAAAAUAAAGUAGCCACAUCUGUCAGCAGAAGCUGCAUCCUCAAGAUAAGAAAAGGAACAGCCCGCCUGGAGACUGAAAAGGGAUCCAGUGAGGAACAAGACGACCCCGGAUCCAAAUAUUACUAUUGGACUGAACCGUUGUGUGAGGGGAGGGGAACUUGGAUUGUAAAGGAUAAUUGCCCAGAGAUUUCUUUGUUUGGGGUCCCUCUCUGGAGGCCCCCAGCUCGAGCUGUCCUAUACCACUGUACCACUCAAUAAAUUCCUCUGACAUA
Aquila chrysaetos chrysaetos is the source of this 5897-nucleotide messenger RNA. It is a transcript of the gene MICU2, whose product is annotated as mitochondrial calcium uptake 2. The transcript is spliced from 13 exons. Lineage: Eukaryota; Metazoa; Chordata; Aves; Accipitriformes; Accipitridae. Gene Ontology annotation, molecular function: calcium ion binding. Bases 12 to 1433 code for a protein of 473 amino acids. The record is from RefSeq and is a predicted model, not a curated record. Gene Ontology annotation, cellular component: uniplex complex. Gene Ontology annotation, biological process: mitochondrial calcium ion homeostasis; calcium import into the mitochondrion.